Molecule: messenger RNA, 934 nt
Organism: Racocetra fulgida
Lineage: Eukaryota; Fungi; Glomeromycota; Glomeromycetes; Diversisporales; Gigasporaceae
Source: the annotation of a GenBank genome assembly
AUGCCUAGCGACACGCGCCCAACACAUUUUGGCACACAACCUGACCACCUCGUUGACCCUGAACUCUUGCGUCAAUUGAAUGCUAAAAGAGAUGUUCUUGUGAACGCAUAUGACCAAAUCGCUCAAGCGCUUAGAUUUGCUGCAAAAGCCUGUGAUGAAUUCCAAUCUUUAAUCCCAAGGGAUGUUGGUAUUGUUCCCGGAGAUGGUCACAUGAGUGGAUCCGGCCACUCUUUACACCAAUCAAGAAAAUUAAAAAAGUCUCAGAUAAAAGAUCCAAAUGCCCCAAAACGUCCAAAUACGGCAUAUAUUUUGUUUAGCAAUGAAAUUCGCGCUGAGACAAAAGCCGAUAACCCAAAUGCAAACCAAAAAGAAAUUGUAACUCUUAUAGAUAACGGUGAUCAUGGUGCUGCCUCAGCUUCCAAACUUGUUUCUAAUGCACCAAAUGUUUACGUUCCCCAUUUGGGCCCUAUUUCCACAACUUCUGUUGGUGCAAUUCAAGGUGAUGUUAGCACAAUGCCUAUUUCGGUACCACCAUCAGAAACAGAAAACACUGCCUUGUUCGAAUCUUUCAUUGGUGCAUUCCCAACAGGGGAACAGCAAGAUGCGUUUGCUGCGGCAAUAGCAACAUCAGUCGAAGCUAUUUCUGGUUCACCUUCUAUUGCGACAUCUACUUUAAAUAAGCGUACCUCUCCUGAAAUCGAUUCUGCCAAUGUAUCAAAGCAAGUUGAUGAAGCGCCUGCUGCAAAAAGAACACGUGCCUCAAAAAAAGCCAAUGAAGAAGAUGUUUUCAAUCCUCCGGCUGAUGAUCUUGGGACUAACACUGAGCAAAAUGAUCCGGUCACUACAACAAAGAGAACAAGAAACAAGCGAGGAGCUGCCAAUGGCCCUGCAUCAACAUCUCAAUCCAAAACCGCUUCUACCACUACUACUCGUA